This is a messenger RNA of Pleurotus ostreatus (oyster mushroom), 849 nucleotides long. RefSeq lists its product as uncharacterized. The coding region runs from base 1 to 849 and encodes 282 amino acids. NCBI's taxonomy places the organism in Eukaryota, Fungi, Basidiomycota, Agaricomycetes, Agaricales, Pleurotaceae. The transcript is spliced from 6 exons. The record is from RefSeq and is a predicted model, not a curated record.
AUGAGUUAUGGUGGCCGAUCGCGAGAGAUGCUCGAGAAUGUUUCUGUUGACUCGUUGGCCAAGCUUGCUGGGGUCAUUGACGGGGCCAACGAAAUUGCACUCGAGGGCCAUGAAUUUCGGGCAUUGUCAGCUCAGCUGAAUUUCCUUCGGCCCAAGCCCGAAGCUGAACAGGAAAGGAUCUUUAGGUCUGCCUUGAUUGUGUCGGGAAAUUAUGGUGAAACGGAACUGAUGGAGGAACUGAUGGACUAUAGCGAGCUGGCCGCAAAACAUCUUCCCGCUUUGGCCGACCAGCUCAGAGCCGAUUCCAGCGCGCUCAGCCCCUCGAUGGCACUUAUGAAUACGGUGUCGCAUACGCCUUACUUUGCGCGUUUUCUCAAAACGCCAGGCGGUCAAGGCAUCGCCGCCUUACAUGUCAAACACAUGGCUCAGGAUCCCACCGUUGGAGCAUUAGACGCGGAUAGCAUAGGCGAAGCCACGCAGUUUCUAUCUACGCUCUUGCUUUUGCAGGGUAUAGCGGACGUGGAGCAGGCAGACAAGACGGCCCUCAUGCCCAAGCUGCGGUCAUGGGUACAGGUCUAUCGCGGCCAGUUCGCCGCAGAGACCAGCUCGCGCUGCAUCGCUUCCUUAACCUCUGACCCUACAAUGCGAACUCACAUGAUACAAGUUAAAGCCCUUCUCGAAGAAUCAUUGCAUAAAUGUGGCAGCACGAACUGCGGACUCUCUGCAUCUAAUGGAGGAGGGCAACUGCUCCAAUGCUCAAGGUGUAAAUCAGCAGUUUAUUGCAGCCAAGAGCAUCAGAAGCAAGCGUGGCGUUCGCACAAGGCGACUUGCUUCCAGGUUACGUUCUGA